AUGAGUCUGCAGCCUUAUAGGGCCCCGUCUGUGGUGGUCUAUCGGCUCUUUGAGGCGCGCGGAAGGCUAAGGCUACGUGCCGUGGUUCUGGUCGAGCGGCGAGUUGCCCUUACUCGCCGUCCGCAGAGCUGCCCUUACUCGCCGUCCGCAGCAGUAAGGUACCCUGAGCUCGACUUGGAGCAGGAGAAGGAACGGUCGGCAAACAAGCAGACGGAUUACCUGAAGAUUAUAGACGUGUAUGAGAAUUCGUAUGGUGGUCGUGGCUGUCUGUUGCUGGUGAUGGAGUGUAUGGAUGGAGGGGAGCUUUUUCAGAGGAUACAGGAUAACAGAGAUGGUGCAUUAGUGGGCUUGCCUCCCAACCCCGGCUAG
Messenger RNA from Spodoptera exigua (beet armyworm), 369 nucleotides. The record is from the annotation of a GenBank genome assembly. NCBI's taxonomy places the organism in Eukaryota, Metazoa, Arthropoda, Insecta, Lepidoptera, Noctuidae.